Molecule: messenger RNA, 1940 nt
Organism: Gilbertella persicaria
Lineage: Eukaryota; Fungi; Mucoromycota; Mucoromycetes; Mucorales; Choanephoraceae
Product: P-loop containing nucleoside triphosphate hydrolase protein
Exons: 1
Coding region: 71-1831 (586 amino acids)
Biological process (GO): nucleotide-excision repair; transcription initiation at RNA polymerase II promoter
Cellular component (GO): transcription preinitiation complex; transcription factor TFIIH holo complex; nucleotide-excision repair factor 3 complex
Molecular function (GO): hydrolase activity; 3'-5' DNA helicase activity; ATP binding
Source: RefSeq, a predicted model, not a curated record
AAAAAGGGUGCCUGUCACUUUUUUUUUUUUAUAUUUCUUUCUCUCCUUUUUUUUUUUGAUUCUUGAAAAGAUGGUAUUGACAGACGAUAGCAAUGACAGGCAAAAGAGAUUAGCUGAUUUGUUGGCAUUUGUACAAAAGAAAAAGCAAGAUAAUGAGGAAUCCACGGCUGUUUCUCCUGCUGAUACCCCUCCCAUCAAGAAGCAAAAAACAGUCUCUUCUCCUGUUAAACCUUCUCAAGUCAAGAAACCCAAGCAUGCUUCUGUCCUUCCCAACUUUUAUUUCAAUAAGGACAAGACUUGCAAUCACCUCGAUCUUCCCUUAAGAUCUACGGUUGAAGUCCGCCCAUACCAAAAAGAAGCACUUGAUGCGAUUAUCGACACCAGCAACACGGAUCCUAGUCAACAUGUCGCGCGAUCGGGCAUCAUCGUCUUGCCUUGUGGUGCAGGUAAGACACUCACCUCGAUUCUUGUGGCCAGUGCUAUUCAGAAACCCGUGUUGGUCGUGUGUUCUACCAUCAUUGCUGCGGAACAGUUCUCUAAAGAAUUUUUAAGAUUCACCACACUGAUGGCAUCCAAGACAGGCAUGUUUGCAGGUUCAAAAAAAUGGCCUUAUAAUGGACCCUCGGGUGUGCUCUUUACAACCUAUACCAUGCUUGUCGACAGUAAGAACAGAACAGCUGAUUCAAAGCGUAUGUCUAGCUUUAUUGACAAGACUGAAUGGGGGUUGAUCAUUCUGGAUGAGGUCCAUUGUGUGCCUGCGAAUAAUUUUGCCAAGGCUAUUGCCAAGAUCAAGACCAAAGUCAGACUUGGUUUGACAGCCACCAUGUUGCGUGAAGAUGAACGUAUUGGCGACCUAGAAACCUUGGUAGGCCCUACACUCUAUCAUGCUAAAUGGAAAGAAUUGGCAGACAAAGGCUACAUUGCCAAAGUGAUCUGUACACAGGUCGAAUCAGACAUGAAUCCCAUUGUUCAACAGACACACGACAGCAUCCAAACACAAGGUCAUGGUAGUCUUUUAGGCCAUAGUCAUCAUCUCAAGACCCUGUUGGCUAUCUUAAAUCCAAAAAAGAUGCAGAUCUGUCAACGAUUGAUUCAAUACCAUGAAGCCAAAGGUGACAAAGUACUUGUGUAUUGUGAUCAUAUUGAUGCCCUGAAACUCUACGCAGAAAAGAUCCAGCGCCCUUUUAUUUAUGGUGGCACACCUACAGAUGAAGCACGCCAGCUAUUGUCUCGAUUUCAGAUUGAUGUGCCUGAGACAGAUGAAGAACUCACUUGGAAUCAGAUUGCUACUCGUCGAUCCUUAAAAGCCAAACAGAUCAAUACACUCUUCUUGUCUCGUAUAGGUGAUACGUCACUUGAUUUGCCAGCUGCCACUGUCCUGAUCCAAGUGUCUUCUCACUUUGGGUCUCGUCGACAAGAAGCACAACGGUUAGGCCGUGUGCUUCGUGCUAAAAAGAGAAAUGAAAAGGGAUUUUAUUCUCGAUUCUAUACAUUGGUGACCAACAGUACACAUGAAGUCUCAUUUUCAGAAAAACGUCGUCAGUUUCUAGAAGAAGAUUGUGGUUAUGGUUAUCAGAUUUGGAAAGUAGGUCAAGAAGAAGCAGGUGGAUGGGUUGUGGAUGCUACUCGGGACAGUACAAGUCCUGAUGAUGAUGAAGUCAAGACAGAUCCUCUUACCUGUACUAUUCAUGGUGCUGAUGAACGCCCUUAUGCUACAGAAGCUGAAGAAAAGAAACUGGUUGAAUUCUUGUCUAAUCUAAAGAACUAUCAAGUUGAAAAAGAAGAAGAUGAAGAGUUGUUGAUGGCAACAGGCUCAAAGAGAAAGCGAUAAGUCUAGAUUCUUUAUGAUUAAGUCGGCGAAGGGAUGUCGAAACGCAUCCAAUCAUAUAGACAUAGUUAAGAAUAAAUUGUUUUAAGACAUUUUAAAGAGGUACACUGUA